Molecule: messenger RNA, 1662 nt
Organism: Dreissena polymorpha
Lineage: Eukaryota; Metazoa; Mollusca; Bivalvia; Myida; Dreissenidae
Product: serine-rich adhesin for platelets-like
Exons: 6
Coding region: 107-1402 (431 amino acids)
Source: RefSeq, a predicted model, not a curated record
CCCAAACCAUUUUAUAUUUAUCUUUUAUGCAACAAGAACACAUGAAACACAUUAAAUUGAUGUUGCAUUCAUGUGACAUAUUUUUGCCAGAAAAAAGAAAAUCGCGAUGAAGCUUACAACCCAACUGGCCAGAGUACUCCUUUUCUACACUGUUCUUUGCCACCGAUACCACCACAUAGAGAGUUCGACUACAGAAUCUUCCACAGAGACGCUCACUUCAGUUGACUUAGUGCCAACAUCACUUACCGAUACCGCCAGUGAUGCUGCGGGAACCACAGGCUCUAGUGAUACAACUUCUCGUGAUCUCUCCAUCACAGGCUCUAGUGAUACAACUACUAGUGAUCUCUCCAUCACAGGCUCUAGUGAUACAACUACUAGUGAUCACUCCGUUGACUCCUCCAACUCAAUCGCCUUCUCCCAGCAGUCUAUCGCCGAUGAAACAACAAUCGGUGGUCACGUUUUGAGCGAAACCAUCAUAGCCACAAAUAAUUAUCAUAGUAGCCAGAAACUAUGUAUUCCAGAGCCCUGUGUAACCUGCGCCUCACAGCGGUUACUCCCCCUGACGAUCGUGUUGUCCUUCCUGGCGGGGAUGCUUGUGGUCGUAGUACCAGCCUACAUGUACAUACGGCGGAUAUGGUGUUUUUACAACACAUCUGACCGCGGUUCCUGUGCCAGUGACAAGGUCACGGAUAAGGUUAUUCAAAAGCUAACGCUUGAACGAUUGAACGAACUCGAAAUAAAGCAAAGGAAAAAAGAACUUGAAUUCAGCGCCUCGAAUGCUUAUUCACCAACAGAUAAAGGACCUGAUAUUGUUAUUACAGAAUUUAAUGGACGUAACUCUUACGAAAAAUUUAACUCCGCGAAUUCACAGAGCAUGUCUCAGAAAGCGGGUGAGCAUAACUACUAUGAGUGUAGCGUUGAGUCUAAAAACGUACGUGGAGACAAGGAAGAGGUUGAAAAAAAUGACACGAUAACAUAUAAAAAUAUGCCACUCGAUGUUAAUGCAGAUAGCGUGAACAUCGAGGUCACUAAAAAUACGGCUGAUAGUCCUGUUGUAUUCAAACGGGGGAUUAAAAAUUCAAAUAAUGAUCAGGCGAAGCAGGCUGCGCUUUUGUCCCACAAUCCGCUAAUUGCGCAUGGGCAGGAAACGUCUAUGCCGGAAAAUCAGACAUAUGCGCAUGAAAGAUCCCUGUCUGACAAACGCCUCCACGAAUCUGAGAGGGGAAUUUCAUCGUCUGAAAAAGAACUUCGUGAGCAUGCGCCCGAUAGUUUAUUAUUGUCUGACAAACAGCUAUAUGAGCAUGCGCGGGAGAGCGUCAUAAGCGCCGGCGACUGGAAUGGGUUAUUGGCGCUUCAGAAUGAGAACUUUCGGGACAGUAAUCAGCUCUCACAGGUGUUUUAAUGAUUGCUAUGGUAGCAGUGUAAAAUUUAAUAUAAAACUAUUAAAAGUAACAAGCAUGUGAAAAAUGUACAUGUGCUAGCGUACGCCAAAACAAUAAGGGAACAUUUCUUGUAUGUCAAGUAUAAAAUACUGAUGUAAUAAGUGAAUACAUGUAUAUACAUUCGUCAGUUACCUAGUACGACCCCGUGUAUAAAUAUACUAAGCAAUGAUAAUUGUUAAAAUAUUUUCAUAUUAUUAUUUAUAAAAUGUGUGUGUGUGUG